CAAUCCACGGCGUCGAAUUCGGACGGGGGAUAGCAGGAGGUGGCGGCGGCUGGCCAUGUUUUGGUUCCCUUUUGCAGUUAGAGGGCGGGCCGAGUGCAAGUGCUGCUGCCGGUGGCUGCUAGUGCUGGAGCUUGAUGUGAUGCUCAUCACUGGUGACAUUUGAGUGCCAGGUUCGCAGUCGGACCAGAGUUGGCAGUAGGUGGAAGCAGAAUCUCCAUGUUCUGGUGGGCGGCUCGGCGUUGCCACUGCUCCUUGUGCAGUGCCGCCGCCGGCGUGUGUAGUGUUACUCCCCCACAGCUUCUGGUGAGCGGAGCGUGCGGACCGUGGAGAGUGUACUGCCAGCUUCAAUUGAAGGCGGCAUCAUGUGUGUUUGGAUUCUAUGAUGCUCACCAGUCUGCUUGUUGUGAGGCUUUUGAUUCCGCUAUUUGAGCAUUAGAUUCAGAGUCAUGUCUAUAACUGCUUAUGCACCCAAUGUUUGAUAUGACAAUAGCUGAUUUGUUGCCCCCCUCCUACUUGCCUAACUAGAGAGGAGCACUAGCGUAUGAAGUUGUUCAGCUGCGAAACUAUGUGGCAAGUUUGGCCUCCGAGGAUUUGGAGAUCCAUAUUGAGGCUCUGGGUCUGCAUUUCUGCUAUCUGAGGAACUGAAUCUGGAGUUGAAGUCUGUGAAUGAAUAAUUGUUCAUCUUCUAAUUCUGUUCGAUGGAUACUGGCUGAUUGAAUUUUUGCCUUCCCUCACACAUUGAGUAGUCACAUAGCUGCCCUAUUUCUCCUGUCUGCAAACGAAUGUGAUAAUGGACAACGUUGGACAUAGGGAAGAUGGGAGGCAAAGACAGGACUCAUAUAAAGCACUUCAUACUCAGUGGAUGAUGCCCCAAAGGCAAAUGAAAGACCACCACAGCAUGAACCUCCUAGCACUGAUGAGUGAGAGGGACAAUGCCAUCAUGGAGAGAGACCAUGCUCUGGCUGAGAAGAAAGCUGCCAUGGCCGAGAGAGACAUGGCGUUUGCCCAGCGGGACUCUGCAAUGGCUGAACGUAAUGCUGCAAUCGUCGAAAGAGACAAUGCCCUUGCCGCACUUGAACUAGCCCGUACAAAUGGAUUUAAUAUGAACAACGGGAACGGAUUCAACCCAGGAUCUCUCAAUGGAGCGAAGAACUUCCACCACCACGACCAGCAGCCCCAUGCUCAAUCAUUGCCUCUGCAACUGGCAGAUGCUCCAUACGACCAUGCGAGGGAAAUGCACAUAUCAGAUGCAUACCCGAUCUCAACAGCUCCAGUGAGUGCUGCUGGAAAGGCAAAGAAGCCCAAGAAGAACAGUUCCCAAGGAUCUCCACUGAAGAGGCCGUCAGGUGUGCUCCGGAAAACCAAGAAAGCUGCUGGUGACUGGAGAGACGUCGGAAUUUCUGGUGGCGGCGAGGAUCCAGCUCAUGUCGCUUCUGUGAUGAAGAACGAGUGGAAGGACCAGGACCUUGGUCUGAACCAGGUCUCGUUUGACGAGUCAUCCAUGCCCGCGCCUGCCUGCUCGUGCACGGGGGUCCUCCGCCAGUGCUACAAGUGGGGCAACGGCGGGUGGCAGUCGUCCUGCUGCACCAUGAGCAUGUCCCUGUACCCGCUCCCAGUGAUGCCCAACAAGCGCCACGCCCGCAUGGGCGGACGGAAGAUGAGCGGGAGCGCAUUCACAAAGCUGCUCAGCCGACUAGCGGCUGAGGGCCAUGAUCUGUCGGCGUCGGUGGACCUCAAGGACCAUUGGGCCAAGCAUGGCACAAACAGGUAUAUCACCAUCCGGUAGCUCUGCUGCUUCUGUUCGACAUGGAAGGAGGGAUAUGAGGCAAAGGUCCGUAUAGUCUCCUUUGGUGGGUGGAUGGAGGGGUUCAUCAUGUCCGCAAUGUCAGUGAGUUCUUGGUGAAUGCAGGUAGAAUUCUGUGUAGGUCCUCCUCCCUUUCUGAACCCCGAGUCGCGCCAGACAGCGGCAAUGUAAUUUUAGCAACCCCAGGUAUUAGUUGUCGAAUUGGAUUGCUGUAUGGUUCAGACAACUGGAUUUUAAUUGGUAAUAGGCGUUUCCUCCUU
Molecule: messenger RNA, 2064 nt
Organism: Hordeum vulgare subsp. vulgare (domesticated barley)
Lineage: Eukaryota; Viridiplantae; Streptophyta; Magnoliopsida; Poales; Poaceae
Product: barley B recombinant-like protein D
Exons: 3
Coding region: 791-1786 (331 amino acids)
Biological process (GO): response to ethylene
Cellular component (GO): nucleus
Molecular function (GO): sequence-specific DNA binding; DNA-binding transcription factor activity
Source: RefSeq, a predicted model, not a curated record